UCCCCCGCCUAGUGGUUUCCGCGGCCCCUUUAAGGCGCAGGGAAUUGUGGGUGCGGGGAGUGGAAUUUUGGAACGAAAUGUAGCGAAGAGAAGUACAGUAGUAAGAGUAACGUUGUAGCCGCCGCCGGCCGAGGGGGCGCGCCGGGAGGCAGCGCCGCACCCCCUUUCCGUCGCUGGGACCCCCCCAUCAAACUAUCGGCGGGAAGAGGAGCCCGAGGAUCCGCCCCGGCCCGAUCCACGUUCCCCCAGGAAGCCGGACUCUAUGGGGCGGGACCCUGGGGGCGACUGAGCAGAACCUGGAGCCAGCCCGAACCCCUGAAGCUCGCGCCAGGGGCGCCCCGGGAGCAGCCAGCCCGUGGGCGCGCCGCCCGCCCGCCAAGCAACCAUGAGCGAGACCGUUAUCUGUUCGAGCCGGGCGACGGUGAUGCUCUAUGAUGAUGGCAACAAGCGGUGGCUGCCUGCCGGCACGGGUCCCCAGACCUUCAGCCGUGUGCAGAUCUACCACAACCCCACGGCCAAUUCCUUCCGGGUUGUCGGACGCAAGAUGCAGCCUGACCAGCAGGUGGUCAUCAACUGUGCCAUCGUCCGGGGUGUGAAGUAUAAUCAGGCCACCCCCAACUUCCAUCAGUGGCGGGAUGCCCGCCAGGUCUGGGGCCUCAACUUCGGCAGCAAGGAGGACGCAGCGCAGUUUGCUGCCGGCAUGGCCAGCGCCCUGGAGGCCUUGGAAGGAGGUGGGCCUCCUGCACCCCCAGCACCGCCGGCCUGGUCCAUCCAGAACGGCCCCUCCCCGGAGGAGGUGGAGCAGCAGAAAAGGCAGCAGCCCAGCCAGCCUGAGUAUAUGGAGCGGGAACGCCGGGUCUCCAACGCAGGAGGCCCACCUGUUCCCCCCAUGGGGGGACCACCCCCACCUCCAGGACCUCCCCCUCCUCCGGGCCCUCCCCCACCCCCAGGCCUGCCCCCUUCAGGGGUCUCGGCUGCAGGACAUGGUGCAGGGGGAGGCCCGCCCCCUGCACCCCCUCUCCCUGCAGCACAAGGCCCCAGUGGUGGGGGAGCUGGAGCCCCUGGCCUGGCUGCAGCCAUUGCCGGAGCCAAACUCAGGAAAGUCAGCAAGGAGGAGGCCUCAGGAGGGCCCUUGGCCACCAAAGCUGAGAGCACCCGAAGCACAGGUGGGGGGCUCAUGGAGGAGAUGAAUGCCAUGCUGGCCCGGAGAAGGAAAGCCACACAGGUUGGGGAGAAACCCCCCAAGGAAGAAUCUGCCAGUCAGGAGGAGCCAGAGGCCAGAGUCCCAGCCCAGAGUGAACCUGUGCGGAGACCCUGGGAGAAGAACAGCACAACCUUGCCAAGGAUGAAGUCCUCAUCUUCCAUCACUGCUUCUGAGGCCCAGGCUUCUACGCACAGCUCUGGGGAAGAGUCAGACCUGGAGAAGGUGAAGCAGGAGCUUCUGGAAGAGGUGAGGAAGGAAUUACAGAAGGUCAAAGAGGAGAUAAUUGAAGCUUUUGUCCAGGAGCUAAGGAAACGGGGUUCCCCCUGACCACAGGGACCCAAAUGACCUGUUUCUCUUUCUGCACACCCGGCCUGUCACCCUGCUUUCCCUGCCUCUACUUGACAUGGAAUUGGCUGAAGAUUACACAGGAAUGCAUCUUCCCCCUCCGGAUCCCACUUGGAAAAUUCCAAGGGGGUGUGGCUUCCCUGGCACCGUGCCCACACCCUUACUGGCUGCUGAUUGAUGAGCUGGGGAGGCCCCCACCCUUUGCUCCCUUUGGUCCUUCCCCUCUGCCAUCCCCUUGGGGCUGGUUCCUCUGUUGGGGAUGUACCAAUUAACCCCACAGUAAGGGGGAAGGAAGGAGGGAAUUUCACAUUCCCUUGUUCUAGAUUCACUUUAAUGCUUAAUGCCUUCGAAUCAUUUUGUUGUUUUUUUUUUUUUUUAAGGAAAAAAAUAUAUUAUAUAUAUAUUUGGGUUUGGGGGGAAAGGGAAAUUUUUUUUUCCUUUUUGGUUUUGAUAAAACGGGGUGUGGGAGUUUUUAAAUGCUAUAGCCCCAGGCUAGCCAUUUGGGGCAGCUAUUUUAGGGUGGGUGUCUCACCAGACUGGGGUGCUCCCCCACCCCGGGACCCCCCCCUUCCCUCGAGCUCCUUCCCUUUUCUAUGAGGAAUUAAGAUGCUGUAACUUUUUGAAACCUCAGUUUUUUGGGUUUUUUUAUUUGGAUAGGUUUUGGGGUCCAGACCAUUUUUACCCUCUGGGGAAUAAGGGAGGGAGAAGGGAGGAACCUCCCCCUUUACCUCCAGCUUCUUGAGAAUGGGCCCUUGUGGAAUAAAUCUGCAGUUUUUAUAA
Marmota flaviventris (yellow-bellied marmot) is the source of this 2329-nucleotide messenger RNA. RefSeq names its product vasodilator stimulated phosphoprotein (gene Vasp). NCBI's taxonomy places the organism in Eukaryota, Metazoa, Chordata, Mammalia, Rodentia, Sciuridae. The record is from RefSeq and is a predicted model, not a curated record. Gene Ontology annotation, molecular function: SH3 domain binding; profilin binding; actin binding. Gene Ontology annotation, biological process: positive regulation of actin filament polymerization; actin polymerization or depolymerization; actin cytoskeleton organization. Gene Ontology annotation, cellular component: cytoskeleton.